This is a messenger RNA of Galdieria sulphuraria, 1251 nucleotides long. RefSeq lists its product as uncharacterized. The coding region runs from base 129 to 569 and encodes 146 amino acids. NCBI's taxonomy places the organism in Eukaryota, Rhodophyta, Bangiophyceae, Galdieriales, Galdieriaceae. The record is from RefSeq and is a predicted model, not a curated record. The transcript has a single exon.
AGCAUGUCGUGUAAAUUACUGUUUCACUCAACAGUCUCAACAUCAAAAGAGUUUUGGGGUGCUUGUAGGGACUGGCUGAACUUUUGAGUAGUUAAGCUUCAAAAUUUGGGAAAUAGAGAAGAAUAGAAAUGUUUAUCAGCUUGAAAGUAGCUCUUCUAGUUGGUUUGUUUCUUACUCAGUUUACAAUUCCUUGCAUUUCAAAGGUGACUGCUGUUCCCACUGACAUUCUUGUUCCUGGCAAUGAAGCAGGCGUGAUUGAGAGUUUGGAAAAGUCCGUCUUUGAGUUUCUAAAUCUCACAGGUCUUGACCAAAGUUCAGUUUUGAAAAUAGGGGACUUAGCGGUGGGUUCUUUGCAAGUACUCGGUCUUCUUUUGCAACAUCGAGAAACUGGAGUGAACGAAACCUUUUCUACUCCUGGCGGUCUUCCCUGCAACACCCUUCAAAGGGCAGUUUGCUAUUUUCAUUUUGGAGCUGACAUAUGUUCAACUUUGGGCAGCUGUGGUCGAUUUACUGGAGGAAUUUGUAGCAAUGACUAUUUCAUUGCCUGCGGUUUUUGCGUUUGUGGUUAAAAUACUGUUACUCCGUGUAUUUCAUUUGUGCUUGCUUUAUAAUGUUGUUUUAAAAUUCGUUGGUUCUGUUUUAUUGCAACAUUUAUUUCAUAUUACAAUGAUGUCCUAUGGAAGAACAAGAGCGCAAUUGGGAAAGAAACAUAGACCAGAAAGAGAACCUCUCAUAGAGGAGCUCACCAUCUUUGGGUCUGUAGAUAAGCGGCAAAUAGACAAGUUUGGAAAAUAGUAUUGAUAUAGCUUAUUACACCAUAAUUCUAGAUGAAUUACUAUGCCUAACAAAAGGGUCACAUUCCUAGACCAUGUUACCCAAGCUUUGCUUUCUUAAGCUAUGGAGUCUUGCUGACAACAUCUUUCAGGUUCUUGACUUUGAAGACGAAUUUGAAUCAGAUUACCUUGAAGGCUAUUUGUUUUAUGGAAAAUAAAAACAAGUUACAGCUUCUUCGGCGAAUAUAAAUAAAUAUAUACAUAUAUAUAUUCAAAAUUUCCCAAGUAUUCUUUUAUUAAACUUGUAGGCUUUCAUAUUCUAAUAAGCUAUUCUGGUGACUUAAAAGAGUUCUUAAUCUUGCCUAGAUUUGUACGGUUGCGCAAAGUCUGUUUGUCGAGGACUACUUGUACUCUGGGACGCAAACUCUCGGAUACAACAUACUAACCUGUAAACACUACUUUUGGAGAAAGUUUUGCU